This is a messenger RNA of Mesorhabditis belari, 456 nucleotides long. The record is from the annotation of a GenBank genome assembly. NCBI's taxonomy places the organism in Eukaryota, Metazoa, Nematoda, Chromadorea, Rhabditida, Rhabditidae.
AUGUUCCGUUGCCUCUUUCUGUUUUCCCUCAUUGCUUCUCCAAUCUUGGCGGAUGGAUCUGGUGAAGGACGCCCUCCACCUGUCUCAAUCGCCAAAGUGCUCUCAUCCAAAAAAGUUACUCUCAACGGAGCGACUUACACUAAAUACUCGCUUUUCCACAAGAAAAUCUAUCGGGGCCCCCGUUCCUUGACAAGGACCCUACUUGUCCCAUCUGGUGCUUGCGGAUACACGCUUCAAAGACAGCAGACUUAUCUUCUUAGCGGUUUAUUCUUUGGAUCAAAGCCCACUCAGCUUUUCUCUUCUCGUUGCACUCUUUUUGAUGGAAAUGAGCCCGGGCUUUGGAAUCAGGUUUCCCCUUGCACUUUGAUGGGACUUCGUCACAUUCAAUGCCCCCGCAAGCCUCGUGUCACUUUCCCACCAAGCAUCACGAUGCCAACCCCAGCUCCCGUUGGAAAA